Penicillium diatomitis is the source of this 300-nucleotide messenger RNA. RefSeq lists its product as uncharacterized. The transcript has a single exon. The record is from RefSeq and is a predicted model, not a curated record. The coding region runs from base 1 to 300 and encodes 99 amino acids. Lineage: Eukaryota; Fungi; Ascomycota; Eurotiomycetes; Eurotiales; Aspergillaceae.
AUGUCCCGCCGUCGAACCUCGUACAGCGAGCCCAUGAGUGAGGCCGCAUACCCUCCCGCAUCUUAUAUUCCCGCCUAUGCGCACUCGCAAAUGGCGUCCAGUGCACCGCGUCGAGGGCCCAUCGAGGGCCCCGAUGGCCGCCGUCUCAUUCGGCGCGUCACUUGGCGCUCAUCUACAUACAAGCUGAUGGCUUCACUAUGGGUUUUAGGUGUCUUGUAUAUUCUCUGGCUGAUUCGGGAUCUGUUCUAUCUACCGUUUACGCCUGCAGAGCCCGGUCCCCCCGGUGCGGGAGAUGCUUGA